UUUGGCUUUGUAGAGGAGCUGGUGCCAGUGUUUUCGUGUGCUGCGCUGUGAGUGCUGCUGCAGAGUGCUGUGAGGGGGCCAUGGGCGACCUGGGAAGCCACGACAUGGGUAUAAAACAUGUGGCUGCUGUCAAUAAAACAAUCAGAGCUUCCUCUCCUUGCUGUGGCCACUCUAACCAGAGACUGGCUUCAUUCCUCAUGGCUUUAUCAGAUGACCAUUUCCUGGAUGCAGUGACCUAUAAUGAUGUGCAUGUUGACUUCACCUGGGAAGAGUGGUCUUUGCUGGAUCCUUCCCAGAAGAAUCUAUACAAAGAUGUGAUGCUGGAGACCUAUAUCAACCUCACCACUAUAGGCUACAAAUGGGAAGAUCACAAUAUUGAAGAACAUUGUCAAAGUUCUCGAAGACAUGGAAGGCAUGAAAGAAGUUAUACGGGAGAGAAACCCUCUGAAUAUACUCAAUAUGUUGAAGCCUUUGCCUGUCAAAGUCAUCUUCAAAGUCAUAAAAGAAUUCAUACUGGAGAGAAACCCUAUGAAGAUAUUCAAUAUGAUGAAGCCUUUGCAUGUCAUAGUCGUCUCCAAAUACAUAAAGGAACACAUACUGGAGAGAAAUCCAAUGAAUGUAAUCAGUGCAUUAAAGGAUUUGCAUGUCACAGUCAUCUUCAAAUACAUAAAAAAACACAUACUGGAGAGAAACCCUAUGAAUGCAACCAGUGUGGUAAAGCCUUUGCACGUCAAAGUUGUCUCCAAAUACAUAAAAGAAUACAUACUGGAGAGAAACCCUAUGAAUGUACUCAAUGUGGUAAAACCUUUGCACAUCCAAGUAAUCUCCAAGUACAUAAAAGAACACAUACUGGAGACAAACCCUAUGAAUGUAAUGAAUGUGGUAAAGCCUUUAUAUGUCAAAGCCGUCUCCGAAUCCAUAAAAGAACACAUACAGGAGAGAAACCGUAUGAAUGUAAUCAAUGUGGUAAAGCAUUUGCAUGUCAUAGUUAUCUUCAAAUCCAUAAAAGAACACAUACUGGAGUGAAACCCUAUGAAUGUAAUCAGUGUGGUAAAGGUUUUACAUCUCCCAGUUAUCUUCAUAUUCAUGAAAGAACACAUACUGGAGAGAAACCUUAUGAAUGUAAUCAAUGUGGUAAAGGCUUUACAUGUCACAGUCAACUUCAAAAUCAUGAAAGAACACAUACUGGAGAAAAGCCCUAUGAAUGUAAUCAAUGUGGUAAAGCCUUUGCGUCUCAAAGUAAUCUCCAAAUACAUAAAAGAACACAUACUGGAGAGAAACCCUAUGAAUGUAAUCAAUGUGGUAAAGCUUUUGCACUUCAGAGUCAUUAUCGAAGUCAUGAAAGGACACAUACUGGGGAAAAACCCUAUGAAUGUAAUCAGUGUGGUAAAGCCUUUGCACAUCAGUUUCAUUAUCGAAGGCAUGAAAGAACACAUACUGGAGAGAAACCUUAUGAAUGUAAUCAUUGUGGUAAAGCUUUUGCACGUCAGUGUAGUCUCCAAAUACAUAAAAGAACACAUACUGGAGAGAAACCCUAUGAAUGUAAUCAAUGUGGUAAAGCCUUUGCAUGUCACUAUAAUCUCCAAGUACAUCAAAGAACACAUACUGGAGAGAAACCCUAUGAAUGUAAUCAAUGUGGUAAAGCCUUCACUUGCCAAAGUAGUCUCCAAAUACAUAAAAGAAUACAUACUAGAGAGAAACCCUAUGAAUGUAGUCAAUGUGGUAAAGCUUUUUCACAACACAGUAGUCUUAAAAUACAUAAAAGAACACAUACUGGAGAUAAAUCCAACAUAUGUAAUCAAUGUGAUAAAGCUUUUGUAUCAGAACCCUUUGAAAACAUAAGAAAAAAAUCAUGCUGCAGAGAAACCACUUAAAUAUAAUCAGUGUUGCAAAGUUUUGCAAGUCAUGGUAGUCUAUAUACAAGAGUAAAAAUUUAGUGUGUAAUUUGUCUGUUAAAACCCCUGAACAUAAAAUUAGACUUUAGGAUUCUGACAAAACUCAUACUGAAGGUACUCUGAAUAUAAGUGAUUUGGUAAGAUCUUUAGCCAAUGCAUUUACAUUCAGUUAUACAAGAUUAUUUAUUCCGGAGAAAAAAACUGACAAUAUAAACAAUCUGUUCAAGCAUUAUGAUAUUCCUCUUUAUUUUGUUUACACAUGAAGACUCACAUGGACAAAAGGCCUAUGAGUUUAAAUAAUAAGAUAACCCUUUUAGAUUUUGUAUUUCUCUUUAAUUACAUGAGAUAAUGAAUCCAGGUAUAAAACUUAAUGGAUGUGUAUUGGUGCCUUUUCUGUUGCUGUGAUAAAACUUCGUGUCUAAGUGAACUUAUGAAGUUUUAAUUUGGCCUUAGUUCAAGAGUGAUACAGUAUUGCUGUGAAGGUGGCAUGGAAACAAGUGUCAGACAUGACAGCUAAGAUGGGAAAGUAAGAAUUCACAUCCUUAAUUUGCAGCAUGAAGCAGAAAGUAUAAACUGAAUAUGAUGUGUAGAUAUAAACUCUUAGGUCAAUGCCCAGUGAUAAAGCAGCAUUGCCUAAAUCUUCCCUAUAAUACCACAGACUGAGAAUGAUUGAUUUCUCUGACUUCAAGCCUACAUGCUUGCUUUCUGUUACAUGAACCAAUUCAUGAUGGAGAAACACUCUGUGAGCCUUUAGGUGCCUCAACACCUAUAUGUUACAGGAAUUACAAGAGAAAACAUUCGUACAUGAAACUUAAUUUAAAGAUUUGUUUUCAUUUUAAUUUUACUAUGGCAGUGUGUCUUUGUAUGGUACUUCAUUCUGGGUCCCAAAAAGGUUAGACCUUUAGGGCUUCUUAUACCAGGAAUUAUUGGAAGUUGUCAAAAACCUAACCUUGGUGCUGGGAAUGGACUUGUAUUAAAGCCUCAUCCAUGCGUCUAGCCCUGUAAAUAUCUUAAAGUUUUUCUUUUUCACAUUGAUAUCCUUAAAUAGGGAGGAACUCAUACAAUAGAAGAGCUCUAUUCAUGUAAAUGAUUUGGUAAAAACUUUAGACAUCACAAUUGUCUUCAGUUUCAAGAAAACAAAACUUGUCUUACCUCUUUUUCAUUGUAACCUUGAAGUAAAUAAAUUAUUAACUAAGUUCAUUAAA
Molecule: messenger RNA, 3100 nt
Organism: Microtus ochrogaster (prairie vole)
Lineage: Eukaryota; Metazoa; Chordata; Mammalia; Rodentia; Cricetidae
Product: zinc finger protein 431-like
Exons: 7
Coding region: 81-1874 (597 amino acids)
Biological process (GO): regulation of transcription by RNA polymerase II
Cellular component (GO): nucleus
Molecular function (GO): RNA polymerase II transcription regulatory region sequence-specific DNA binding; DNA-binding transcription factor activity, RNA polymerase II-specific
Source: RefSeq, a predicted model, not a curated record